Magnusiomyces paraingens is the source of this 444-nucleotide messenger RNA. RefSeq lists its product as uncharacterized. The transcript has 3 exons. The record is from RefSeq and is a predicted model, not a curated record. NCBI's taxonomy places the organism in Eukaryota, Fungi, Ascomycota, Dipodascomycetes, Dipodascales, Dipodascaceae. Bases 1 to 444 code for a protein of 147 amino acids.
AUGUAUCAUGCCAUUAAAGAAUGGGGUGGAACUCCUUUUGGCUUUAUUGAUGAUGUGACUAUUACCGUUGAAGAUGAAAAAGUGCAACUUACUUUACCUAAUGGAGAACUUCGUGAACCCCAGAAGAAGGUUAAAUUGCUUGGAAUUACUUUGAACAAUCUGCUUGAUUUUAAAUCUCAUAUUUUGAAUAAAAUCAAUAAAGCAAGAAAAGCUGUUGGUGCUAUUUGGCAUCUUGGAGGCGUGCAAAAGAGGGUUGAACCUCUUACACUGAAACAACAACAGAAUCAGACGAUUGGAAUUUUGAAGAAACAAGCAAUGGAAGAAUGGCAGGAAAUGUAUUGGAAUAGCAGUAAGGAUCUGUGGUAUCAUAAUAUCACAGUGGAGUCGAAAUGUACUGAUAAUCUUUCUAAAAUGGUUACAGGGAGUGAUCAUGAAGAAAGAUAG